CUCCCGAAAGCUGAGCUGGGGCGGAGAGGAAAGACAAUACAAAGCCGACCGCUUCUGAUGCAGAAAACCCGCGUUCUUGGGCAAAAUGCUACGGUGUUUGCCGGAAAGGAAGUAAUUCUUGUACCGUGUGUUUAGGGAAACUAGUACUGUGUUCCCUGCAUUCCCAGCUGGCAAGCCAGCUCUCACCUUCCUAAAAUACCUAGCGAUAAAAAUACUAGCAAGGCCCCGAGCCCUGUGUCUUUGCUCAGGCUUGGAUUAAACCUAGAUCCCAGUACAAAUUUGGUGACUGCAAAGAACUUCAGUUUUCCCUGUUCCCAGUUCCUUAUCAUCUCCCAAACGGUUUGUGCCUGAAGUCAGCACCUAAUGCAACAUUGCUAUGCAAUUAUGUCUGUUUCUGACACGUCCAACUGGCUAUGUUGCAGAAUUUUUUAUGUUACACCUGUAAGGAGUAUGUAGAAGACCUGGCAAAAGUCCCCAGAGAGUUUUUACAAGAAGCACAUGUGAGGCUUAUAGUUAUUGGACAGUCAUCUUAUCAUCACAUCAAGCCCUUCUGCAGUUUAACCGGGUAUACACAUGAAAUGUAUGUGGAUCCACAAAGGGAACUUUAUAAAAUGCUUGGCAUGAAAAGAGGUGAAGGUAAUAAUGUGUCAGUGCGGAGCCCUCAUGUGAAAUCAAGCACAUUCCUGGGAAGCAUUAGGAGUAUGUGGAGAGCAAUGACUGGCCCAGCUUUUGAUUUUCAAGGAGACCCUGCUCAGCAGGGAGGAGCUUUGAUUUUAGGCCCAGGCAAUGAAGUUCAUUUUUUGCACCUUGAUAAAAGCAGGCUGGAUCAUGUUCCCAUUAACACAGUUUUGCAGCUGGCAGGAGUUAAAACAGUAAAUUUCACAAACGAACCCCAGAUUAUUGACAUAUGACACUGAAACAAUGUAUAAAUUUUUUUUAUUUGUGCUAAAUUCCCACCAGCAUUGGUAUUGUUGUGUCUUUAUGGGACACCUGAAACGUUAUCUAGAAAAUCAGAGCACAGAAUAAACUACUUGGCACUGAAGAUGGACGCGGAAGUGCUAUUUCUGAUGUAUGUAAGAUAACAAAAACACAACUGAGGCUUACUGCAAAGAAUUCUGUAGCUUAUUAUUUCCUCAUCAAACAAUCUUGCUACUAUACUGUAAAAGUUUGUUCAAGACAUGCUGAACUACAAUAUCUGGUUUUGCUCAGGAAGAACUUGGAAUUCUUGCCUUCAGCAGAUCACACUGGCUUUCAAUCCAAUACUUCACAGUGAUGUUUUAAAGCUUCCAGCACCAUGUGAAUACAAUCUUCUAUUAAACUAUACCUUGAAAAAUCAGAGUUUCAAACACUGGGACUUAUGCUUAUGCCUACUUUUGCAUCUGGCACUGGCA
Messenger RNA from Egretta garzetta (little egret), 1391 nucleotides. It is a transcript of the gene PRXL2C, whose product is annotated as peroxiredoxin like 2C. The transcript has 5 exons. NCBI's taxonomy places the organism in Eukaryota, Metazoa, Chordata, Aves, Pelecaniformes, Ardeidae. The coding region runs from base 414 to 911 and encodes 165 amino acids. The record is from RefSeq and is a predicted model, not a curated record.